Messenger RNA from Brachypodium distachyon (stiff brome), 2333 nucleotides. RefSeq lists its product as uncharacterized. Bases 71 to 682 code for a protein of 203 amino acids. NCBI's taxonomy places the organism in Eukaryota, Viridiplantae, Streptophyta, Magnoliopsida, Poales, Poaceae. The transcript is spliced from 3 exons. The record is from RefSeq and is a predicted model, not a curated record.
GGUAAAAAAGCCCCAACCCCCAGCCGACCCAGGAGGACACCCACCUCCUCCUCCGCGCAAGAAACGCCAAAUGGCGGCCGACUUGCAAGGAAGCGGCGUGCCUUCGCGGGUGCUCUGCCUGGAGCCCGGCGCUCAGAGGUGGACCGACGUCUCCGUGCGCGUUCUCCCCUACCUCCAGAACGCCGUCGCCCGCGGGUGUACCGUCACCAGGAUGCCCCUCGCCGGUGGCCACUUCCACGUCUACGACUUCACCCUCAUGAGGCGCUACAUUGAGGCCCAGCCCACCAGCAGCGUGCCGCUCGCCUGGUACGACGAAGGCGGCACCGCCUUCUUCCCGCCCGGCCCGGCCGCCGGCGUCCCGGUGGCGGCAAGCGCCGAGAGCUGCACGGUCAGCGCGCACGAUGCCGUCAGCGUCGUCCGCAGCUGGACCCUGGACAUGGCGGCGGUCACCGGAGCGGAGAUCUCCGUCCCAGGAAAGUCGGCGCUGCGCAUGUUCCGGGAGAAGGAGAUGGUAAUGGGGCUCAACGGCGUCAAGCUCGGCUGGUACGGCGCCUCCCCCGGGGACGUGAGGAUGGCCAGCGCAGGCUUGUUCCGGAGCCCCAACUGGCACCUUCUCGGGGCCCAGCGCGCGCACGGCCGCGGCCUGCACUUCUCACCCCUCAGGUUCCCGCAUCUUAGGUGAGCCCGUUCUCUUGGAUUGGAUCUUCAACGAUUGGUACAAGAAUUGGGGGUGUUUCCUGGUCUGCAACACGAGUUCUUGAUUCUCUUUGUCUGCUGCCAUGGUUCUGAAUUUCUUGGAGCAAAUGGAGGGUGGUCGUGAUAUUGCUCAAGAACUGCGAAAUCGCAGCUCGAAUCGUAUAAGAAUCAAUCAAAUGAUAGGCUGGUCGACAAGAAUGGAGAGUUCCUUGAUUACCUAAAAUUAGUAACAUGUUUCACAUGAGUACGGUAAUGGGGAUAAUUCGACAUAAGUUCUUGGUCUGAGGAAAUGCCAAACAGAAAUAGCAUGAGCAAGAACUACGAUUUGAAAGAAGAUUAACAAGCUUUGCAUAUCCUCGAAAUCUAAUAAAGUUGGGACUCUUUUCUGCUCUGCUUUCCGGUUCUAGUACGGGAGAAGGAUAUAGUUGUUUUUCGCUACAGCAUCUUCAGUUCGAUUUGUAACCGAACGGUUUUGUAGCAAGUCUGCAGUAGUGACAGAGCAAGGGGAGUCCUUGAGUUGAACAAAUCAAAUAGUAAUAGUAUGUGCAGGAACUGCAAUUUCUUUUGCAUCGUCUCAUAAAAUGAGUUUGUUAAUGGCAAUGGAGGAACUGUUGCUAGUUUCUAUUUGGUUAAGUUGUGCAUCUCCAAAUUUCAGUCCGAUGAUGUUACCAACAUUUGGAUAUGUCAGAUAAAUGCAGAGUUUUGGGAAACCAAGUUGAGUUGUUGAUCUGUAAUGAGUGCCAGACAGUUUCUGAAUGUGUACGGUUGCAACACUUAGCGGAGAAACCCGAUGAGCUAACUUGAAAUUUUCAUUUCAAUUAGCAUGGCCAUAGCUGAGGCAUAUCACAGCGGUGAAGCAUGGGUGUUGCUGUGCCGCAUCUUGCAGGGCGUGCCAACGGCCAUCCAUGCCGGAUCAAACCAGUCCCAAAACAUGUUACCUGGCCCUGGCCUCCAGUCUGCUGGUAGUCUUGACAACAUGCUCAAUCCAAGCUGGUACGUUGUAUGGGCUGAAGACAUGAACAUGUGCGUUCUCCCAAUGUGCAUGGUGAGCUUCAUGAAACGCCCAGUGGGCCCAAGUUGAGGAUCACUGGUACUUGUCUGAAAUGGUGUUACUUGAAGAAGUUGCACAAGGAGAUCAAGAGGGUUCUGCCGUCCUCUCAGUUGCAGCUUUUGGACAAUUUGUUCGAUAGUAACACGGUAAACGCGUAUGCUUUCUCCAAGUUGGUGAGUGGCCUUAUUGGUAUCGAUAUGUUUGUCGGUGCCAUCCUGAAGGCUUUAGAGCACCGAUUCUCUGAAAACACUGAUGGAUGAUUUGUGAUCUUUCUAUCUGAUAUGUAUGUCAAUCGUCACAAUUGCGCUCAGAUCUUACUUGAAGAACCUUGAUGCUUUAGGAGAUUCAAAACCUGUAGUCAUGUCCAAACAUGGAAGGGGAUCUUGCAUGAAACUGUUCACAAAAUACAGUAGCUAGCCACAUCAUACGACUAGUUGUAUAAAAUGUUGAUAGUUCAAAUUCUUUGCUCUAGGGACGUUUUCGCAGUUACCAGAUUUAUUUUGGACUGGUGAGUACAUAUAUGAACUGAGAAUACUGAUUGAGAUUCUUAAUACCAGUUUGGCCUGAAAUUGCUUUGAUUCCUUUA